AUGGACAUUAAAUCCAGCAGUGAGUCAAACGCGGGCCCAGUCGGCAUCUCCGAGGUCUGCGGUGCCUCACCCAAGCCAAAGGACACAGUGGAAGAGAAUGGAAAAAGUCAGGAGCGGAUCGGUUGGCGUCCCGGUGCUUCCCACCUUCUGAUCUUCACCUCGGACGCUAAGACUCACAUGGCUCUGGAUGGUCGUCUGGCUGGAAUCGUGCAGCCAAACGACGGGAAGUGCCACCUCAACUCUGACAAUAUGUACAGCAUGUCUACCACCAUGGAUUACCCUUCUCUAGCUCUGAUCACAGAAAAGACGUCGGAGAACAACAUCAAUCUCAUCUUUGCCGUCACCAACCCUGUGGUUCCUCUGUACCAGAACUACAGUGAGCUGAUUCCUGGCACCACAGUAGGAACACUGUCUAACGACUCGGGCAACGUUAUUCAGCUCAUUCUGAAAGCCUACGCUAAAAUCCGGUCCAAGGUGGAGCUGGAGCUUCAAGGCGUCCCGGAGGAGCUGUCCCUGUCCUUCAAUGCCACCUGUCUGAAUGGAGAGCUCAUCCCUGGCCUCAAAUCCUGCUCUGGGCUCAAGAUAGGGGAUACGGUGUCUUUCAGUGUUGAAGCUAGAGCUCGUGGUUGCCCCAAACAGAAGAAGAAGACCUUCAUCAUUAAGCCGGUGGGCUUCAAGGACUCUCUCUCCAUCACCGUCAACUUUGAGUGCGACUGCAAGUGCCAGAACAAGGCACAGGCCAACAGCCCCAAAUGCAACCAUGGCAACGGCACCUUCGAGUGCGGCAUCUGCCAGUGCCACCCGGGUCGAUUGGGGCCGCACUGCGAGUGUGCCGAGGGGGACUAUAACCCCACGGAGCAGGACCGCUGCAGCGGGCCCGCGGGCUCCGGAGGACCCCAGUCUGCCAUCUGCAGUGGCCGGGGGGACUGUGUGUGCGGACAGUGUGUGUGUCACAACAGCGACUUUGGAAAGGUCUGGGGAAAGCUGUGUGAGUGUGACGACUUCAACUGCCUGCGCUACAAGGGGGAUCUGUGCUCAGGCCAUGGCGUCUGUAACUGUGGUUUCUGCCAGUGUGACCCAGACUGGCAGGGUGAGAACUGUAACUGCUCCAGACGUACUGACACCUGUAUGUCCAACGUGGGCUUGCUGUGCAAUGGGAGGGGUCACUGUGAGUGUGGGGCCUGUGAGUGCACCCAGCCAGGGGCCUACGGGGCCACGUGUGACAAGUGCCCCACCUGCCCCGACGCCUGCACCAUGAAGAAGGAGUGUGUGGAGUGCAAACACUUUAAGAGGGGCAAGCUGUUCGACGACAACACCUGCUCUCGAAUCUGCAAGGAUGAGAUUGUGCUUGUGGAUGAAAUAGUGCUCCAUGAUACAAAUGCUGUGAACUGCACUUACAAAGAUGAGGAUGACUGUGUGGAGCGUUUCCAGUACUAUGAGGACUCCAGCGGCAAGUCCAUCUUGUUUGUCGUCAAAGAGCCAGAGUGCCCCAAGGGUCCAGACAUUUUAGUGGUGCUUCUGUCGGUGGCAGGAGCUAUCUUGUUCCUCGGCUUGGCGGCUCUACUCAUCUGGAAACUGCUGGUCACCAUUCACGACAGACGGGAGUUUGCAAAAUUUGAGGAAGAACGCGCUCAUGCCAAGUGGGACACGGGACACAAUCCUCUCUACAAAGGAGCCACAUCUACCUUUACAAACAUUACAUACAGAGGAAAAGACUGAUGCUACUGAACUCAACACGGAUGAAGAAUAAUGGACUUUUAUCAUUUUUUUUGGGAAGGCAGCGAAUCAUGUGCAGGCCUCUACUGUCACAAGUCAAUAAUUAAUAAUUAUUUGUGUUUGUAAAUAUGUAUAAAUGAUUUCUGAGGACACAUUUUUAUCAGGGAUUUGUCAUAAACAGCCACCUAUACUACACUGAUAAAUGAGAUAAUGCUUUGAUUUUUUUGGGUCGACAAAGAACUCUUGUGUUGUGCAGGUUUUAACUAAAUCACAAAAAUAUAUUUACAUACUUACACCCACACAUAGUAUCCUGCCAUUUGCAGCAAAUAUUUUCAUUUGCCUAUAUAUUGAGAUAAACAUGGUGCCCCAAAGUUUGGAAAAUGUUUUUUUAACUUGAAUGUCUCUUUAAUCAGCAAUAUUCUGGAUCAUUUACAAAAGUACAUUGGAUGGCUUUCCAUUACAUCUGGUGAAAAGUAGUUUUAAAAGGAAAACAUUAGCGAAAAGAUCUGUAGAUUAUUCUUAAUAUCUGGCUCAGAGGGAGAUAAAACCACAACUACAGUAUGUACAUGACUGGAUACCACUGAGGUUUAGUGGAAAAUACUUUUUUAAAGUGACACGUCAGCUGAUCCUUGAAACCAGUGGAAGAACAAAAGGGCAGAUAAUAAUCUAAAAAAACUUCUGAUCAUAACUUUGGAUUUCCCAUUCGUCCCAUCAGUGGAACGAUGGCAACAUUUCAAUGGUCUUUAAUUCAGUCAAGCCAUGCUGGAGAUAUUAUGUGGUCUGCACAGUAAACUUUUAAUUGUCUGAAAACUGGUGCAGUUUCUUGUUUUCACUGA
Molecule: messenger RNA, 2552 nt
Organism: Notothenia coriiceps (black rockcod)
Lineage: Eukaryota; Metazoa; Chordata; Actinopteri; Perciformes; Nototheniidae
Product: integrin beta-3-like
Exons: 11
Coding region: 1-1719 (572 amino acids)
Biological process (GO): platelet aggregation; cell-matrix adhesion; integrin-mediated signaling pathway
Cellular component (GO): focal adhesion; synapse; cell surface
Molecular function (GO): fibrinogen binding; integrin binding; fibronectin binding
Source: RefSeq, a predicted model, not a curated record